AUGAAUAACAAGACUUUGAAUUUGAACACGAGUCCGCCGCGGGUCGGCGGCUCCGGGACUGUGGAUCAUGAACUCGUUAUCACCUCUACUUUCGGGACGCUUCUCUCUGUUGUCUACAUAAUCGGAGUAUCGGGGAACGUGUACACGCUGGUGGUGAUGUGUCACUCCAUCCGCUUCGCCACUUCUAUGUACAUCUCCAUCAUCAACCUGGCUCUGGCGGACCUCCUCUACCUCUCCACCAUUCCCUUCGUGGUGUCCACUUACUUCCUAAAGGACUGGUACUUCGGGGACGUGGGCUGCCGCAUCCUUCUCAGCCUGGACCUCCUCACCAUGCACGCCAGCAUCUUUACCCUCACUGUCAUGUGCACGGAGCGCUACCUGGCCGUCACCAAGCCGCUGGACACGGUGAGACGCUCCAAGAGUUACCGCAAAGCUCUGGCGUGGGGUGUGUGGCUGCUGUCUCUGGUGCUCACUGUGCCCAUGAUGAUAAUGGUCGCCCAGACCACUAAGAACACUCCGGAUGGGGGUGUUAAAAGGAUGUGCGCACCCACAUGGGCGCCCCUGGCUUAUAAAGUAUACGUGACUGUCCUGUUUGGCACCAGCAUCAUGGCCCCGGGGCUCAUUAUCGGCUACCUGUAUGUCAAGUUGGCUCGCACUUAUUUAGAGUCCCAGCGAAACUCUGUGAUCAGCAAAGGCGGCAAGAGGUCACCAAAACAGAAAGUGCUGAUCAUGAUUUUCACCAUCGUGCUGGUGUUUUGGGCGUGUUUCCUGCCGUUCUGGAUCUGGCAGCUGCUGCCUCUGUACCACACCAAGCCGCUGAGCCUGGCUUCACAGACACACACCUGCAUCAACUACCUGGUGGCGAGUCUCACGUAUAGCAACAGCUGCAUUAACCCUUUCCUGUACACGUUGCUCACCAAGAACUACAGAGAGUACCUGAAGAACAGGCACAGAAGCUUCUACAGGUACACCUCCUCCUUUAAGCAGCGGCCGCCCAGCCUCUACUCAUGGGGGAAGUCUGCGUCCUCCAGCAAUCAGUUCGAGUUCAACUCCGAGACGCUGGUCAUGGGGACACUGAAGUGA
Molecule: messenger RNA, 1083 nt
Organism: Stegastes partitus (bicolor damselfish)
Lineage: Eukaryota; Metazoa; Chordata; Actinopteri; Pomacentridae
Product: urotensin-2 receptor
Exons: 1
Coding region: 1-1083 (360 amino acids)
Biological process (GO): blood vessel diameter maintenance; regulation of blood pressure; neuropeptide signaling pathway
Cellular component (GO): plasma membrane
Molecular function (GO): urotensin II receptor activity
Source: RefSeq, a predicted model, not a curated record